Molecule: messenger RNA, 513 nt
Organism: Entamoeba histolytica HM-1:IMSS
Lineage: Eukaryota; Evosea; Mastigamoebida; Endamoebidae
Exons: 2
Coding region: 1-513 (170 amino acids)
Source: RefSeq, a predicted model, not a curated record
AUGAGCAAAGUCACUGAACAACAAACCAUUAUUAAUAAAACAGUUGAUUUGAUUGAAAAACAAAUUAAAGGGUGGGGUGUGUUAUGUCAAAUGAUUAAUGAAGGGGUACAGCGAUUUAAUGAUAGUAAUGAAGUUAAUGAAAAAGAAGAACAAAUUAUUGGAUUACAUGCAUUAAAUGAACGUCUUGAAGAGAUGUAUCACUCUAUGGAAACAGCUGUCAAUAACACAAAGAGUCGAAUUCUUAAAUUACCAAUUGGAAAUGAUUCAUCAGUGUAUCAACAUUACCACCAUCAAUGUGAAAUGGUUGAACAAAUAGUAAAAUGGUAUUGUAUUGAAUGGAUAGUAAGAGAUAAUUUAAUACAGCAAUUAAAUCAUUCCAUAUCUACAAUACAAGUACAAGAAUUACAUGAUAAAUGGAAGAAUUAUAGUCAUAAUAAUGAAAUUCAAACCAUGAUUGAUACAUUAAAGACAUGUAGAAGUUUUAGUGGAAUAGUGAAUAAGAAUUUAAGAUAA